AUGUCGGCAAACACAAACAAUUGGACAUACCACUCCAUUGCUGGCGCCUACUUCCUAGGCAUCAUACCCCAUGGCAUUUAUUUUGUGAAAAUGAUGCGAGCCACGAACUGGAAGACUUCGAAUCUCACACCCCGUGAGAAUCUCAAUACUCUCCGCGGCAAAAUCCCCGAAGAUACGUUUAACAAGCUUUGCCGUCUGCGCGGUGCCCAUCUCAAUGCGCUUGAAAGUCUUCCACUCUUUGCAACUGCAAUGAUCGUGGGAAACAUGAGAGAUCUCCCUUCAAAAGAGCUCAAUAUACUAGCGGCCGAGUACCUUGGUGUGAGAUUGUUGUAUACAGCCGCCUACGUUGGUGGCCGAUCGGAGUUUCUAAGUUACGUGCGGACAGGCCUCUUCGGUUGGAGUGUCAUGAUUCCGAUCUACGUAUUGGCCAAGGCCGGGAACUCACUCCUUGGGAGUGGUAGCGUUUGA
Molecule: messenger RNA, 468 nt
Organism: Uncinocarpus reesii 1704
Lineage: Eukaryota; Fungi; Ascomycota; Eurotiomycetes; Onygenales; Onygenaceae
Exons: 3
Coding region: 1-468 (155 amino acids)
Cellular component (GO): membrane
Source: RefSeq, a predicted model, not a curated record